ACGUGAGCAUAGACCUGGGUACAAUAUUGCUUGAUAACUGAUCAACACUAUAUGGCGGGUGAAUCUUGUGUUUACUUUGAUUUUCAUUAACAAAGGGGGUUAAUUAACAAUGUUAUUGAAAUGAGGAUGAUACGACGGCAAUAUCUUCCCGUUAUUUUUAAUAAAUCAUUUGUGAUUGCUGUUUUUGGACUUGGCGUCACUUUGGUGUUCUCACUCAAGUACGGACUAUUACCAUGGAAACGACUAUACAUGGCACGAAAACCGAUCAGAUACGAUGAUCAGUGCAACAGCUCGAUUUACGACACUAAGAACGGGGUGUACUUGGACUACUCGCCUAUCCAGAAGUACCUCGACGUUCUCUUCCCCACGUCGAUUUCUGAACCUGGGCCCGGGAAGCUUACCCCUGUGUUCGUCACUGGAACUUCGUCAAAUCACUUUCGGGAGUCCAUGCAGAUGCUCGACAACUUCCGGCACACCGUUCGCAAGGUGAUUCCAGGCGCGAAACUCAUCUUCUACAACCUCGGUCUCACUGCCAAGGAAGUUCAGCUGUUAAAAAGCAUGUGCGAUUUGGAGAUGAGAGAUUUUCCGUUCGAAAAAUAUCCUGAUCAUGUGAAACUUCUUUAUGGUUACGCAUUUAAACCAAUAGCGAUUCAGACCGUGUUGAACGAACACCCUCUCGUGCUCUGGCUGGACUCCUCGGUGCGUUUCACGCAGAACAAUCUCGUGGAGCUAUUCGAUGAUGCAAACCGCCUGGAUCUCAUCUGUACAGGGGGCGACGGCACCGUAGCGGGUAGAACACUGGCAAGCACGUUUUGGUACUUCAACAUAGAACCCUGCGCUUUCCGAUCCUUGCCGGAAAUACAAGGUGGAUUCGUCAUUUUUAAGCGAACUGAGUUUAUCGAAAAUAAGAUUGUGAAGCCAUGGGUGGCGUGUGGUUUGACGAUGGGAUGCAUGAUGCCAGACACUACACCCAGGAAAUAUUUGUCCUGUGAACGAAACGUCUACGUCUACGCCGAUUGUCAUCGCUUUGAUCAGUCGGUCCUAGCUAUCCUGUUAUACACGACGUAUGGGACGCGUUUAGAACAACAUAAAAGAAGUUUUUAUGGUCCCUAUUAUAUUCGAUGUACAAUAGGGUGCACAUGGGAUGGAGAUGUGUGAUGUAUAUCAAUUAAUAAACAAUGAUUGAUAUUAUAUAUUGUAGUUUUAUAUUGCUUGUUUUUAAUUUUUAAUUUGCCCCAACCCCUGCGUUUAAAUGGACGUUUUCACAGAUAGCCGAAAUGACAAUUUUCCUUUUAAAAAAGGUACGUGUAUUACCUACAUGGCAUUUUCAAAUAUUUCGUUAUUGCUCAAGCCUCAACGAUUCAGCGAUGGCGCGUUACAAUUAACUUCUUACGAUGCUAAAUUGUAUUUUUGAUAACGUUUGAAAUUAUUUUUGUCAUUGGAUAUUGGAUACUUGUAUAAUUUUAUUUUUGUUUUGUUAAAAAAAUGUGCACUUACAUUUCUAAGAUGAAGUGGAAAAUCUCCCAUUAAUGAAGAGCAAAAGUGUUUGUCACGAAUGGACUACGACAAUAUGGUAUAAUUCUGCGAUUGUUAUGCAAUUAUGUUUUAAUAUGGAUAUAAACAACAAAGCGUCCGAAAAAAAGGAAAACUAUUUUACCUCAGUAUGGCUAUUUUUAUAAGAACAGAAAUCAUUGAGAGAAAAAUAACACAAAGUGGUGUAGUCGUAUAAUUACACCAGAAUAAACAGAACUGUAACUCAAUGCGUAUUCCAAGUGGUAUGCAAGACUAUACUACCGUUUUGUAAGAAUCGCAUAAUGUCUGACGUCAAAUUUUAAUCAAGAAAAGACCAAUAAAACACCACAAUGUUAAAUCUAUGAACGUUAAAGCAAUCCCCUUAUUAGUUAUGCGUUUUAUUUAAUUUGAGUCCUGUGCAAAUAAAACUUUUGUGGAGUUUACUGCAAAUAUCAUUUGUGGGACCUAUCAUACACACAAUUCCAUUUUGUUAGAGAAGUAAUUUCCUAUAUCGUUAUCAUUUUCUUUA
Dreissena polymorpha is the source of this 2041-nucleotide messenger RNA. RefSeq lists its product as uncharacterized. The transcript has 6 exons. Bases 121 to 1158 code for a protein of 345 amino acids. NCBI's taxonomy places the organism in Eukaryota, Metazoa, Mollusca, Bivalvia, Myida, Dreissenidae. The record is from RefSeq and is a predicted model, not a curated record.